Messenger RNA from Sphaerulina musiva SO2202, 1152 nucleotides. RefSeq names its product S-adenosyl-L-methionine-dependent methyltransferase. The transcript has 3 exons. NCBI's taxonomy places the organism in Eukaryota, Fungi, Ascomycota, Dothideomycetes, Mycosphaerellales, Mycosphaerellaceae. The coding region runs from base 1 to 1152 and encodes 383 amino acids. The record is from RefSeq and is a predicted model, not a curated record. Gene Ontology annotation, biological process: ergosterol biosynthetic process. Gene Ontology annotation, molecular function: sterol 24-C-methyltransferase activity. Gene Ontology annotation, cellular component: endoplasmic reticulum.
AUGGCCGAGUCCGCCGCCGUCGCGCCCGCGCCCGCGCAACAUGAGACGCGUCCUUCCAACGUCAAGAAACCCCGGGCACCCCGCAAGUCGGAACGUAUACAAACCGCCCUGCGAUCCUAUAAGGUCUUGAAGGACUUGACUCCCGAGCAAAUGCAAAACUUCAUGGAUUCCUAUCAGAUCUAUUCGCUGGAUUGGGCGGAUGAAAAAACAAUGAUUGCAACGCUGGGGUUCGACUACAAGCAGAAGGUCGGACAGAAGCUGGCAGACUACUACUGCGUUCUCAACCACCUCUGCGCGUUGGGAGAACUCGAGAAGAUGUACAUCCCGCCAUACCUGUGCGACAAGAACAUCAUCACAAACCAAUGGAUGUAUGAGGAAUCCGUUUGCAAGGAACUGACACUACCACCCAAAGCACGUGUCCUCGAGCUAGGCUGUGGCCGAGGACGAGUCGCCGCGCACGUCUCCCAGACGACUUCUGCUCAAAUCACAGGCUUGAACAUUGAUCAAGAUCAGCUCGCUAGCGCUCGUGAAUGGAACAAGCGCCAAGGCCUCAACAACGAGUUCAUUCACGCCGAUUUCAACGAACUGCCGCUGCCUCUGGAGUCGGAAUCCUAUGAUGCCUUUUAUCAAAUACAAGCCUUUAGUCUCGCCAAGGACCACGAGGCACUCUGCAAGGAGUUAUACCGACUGUUGAAACCUGGCGCCCGGCUGUCUCUUCUCGACUGGGUGAGUCUCGAGGCCUAUGAUCCUAAGAACGAGCACCACCAAGAGCUAUUCCGCAAGAUCAAACCUCUGAUCGGCGCCGUGGGUACACCCACUCCUGCAAGUCUUGAGAGUGCACUAUCCAAAGCCGGCUUCCGAGUUUUGCAAUCCAACAAUGCCAAUGUCGGGGGGAUUCAGGCGCCGCUGAUUGAGCAAGCUGACGGCUACUUCCGUAUGGCCCGCAAGGCUAUCCUGGGUGGUGUUCGAGUGGGGGUAUUUCCCCCUCAUUUCAAGACGCUGUUCAACCGCCUCACACAAGAUUGCGAUGCCUUUAUCGAGGCGGAUCGCGCAGGACUCUGCACCACGACGUGGCACUGGUUGGCUGAGAAGCCUCUGACCACCCGCGCUUGGAGGGAGGUGGGCAUAUUGGACUCUCGAGACUUGUAUUGA